AUGUGGUGGUGGCUGCUAGGUGGGUUGAGCUGUGUGCUGCUGGUGGUGGUCAUCAUCUUCUUCCUGACUACAGGGCAACGCUACAAGGUGUUCAGCGAGAAGUGCCUGAGGCCACCAGGACCCUUGGUGACAGACAGCAGACAGAGAGAUGAGAGGUUAAAGAGAGCCUCGCGGCCUUCCACCACACUGCAUUUCGCCCUCGCAGGCUUUCGUGUGGACCGCGUUCCCCCUGCUCUGGAUGCUGUGGUGAUCGGCAGCGGUGUGGGAGGUUUGACAGCAGCAGCCCUUUUGUCCAAAGCUGGGAAGAGGGUUGUAGUUCUGGAGCAGCAUGAUCAGGCUGGAGGCUGCACACACACCUUUCAGAAUAAGGGAUUUGAGUUUGAUGUGGGUAUACAUUACCUGGGCCAGCUUCAUGAGAACAGCCUGCUGAGGGUUGCUCUAGAUCAGAUCACAGAGGGACAGCUGCAGUUCACCCGGCUGGAGCAGCACUUUGAUACGCUGCUCCUGGGUCAGCCUGACCAGCGCAGGGAGUAUCAUAUCCAUGCAGGGAAGACUGAGAUGGCAGCAAGCCUUAAGAAGCAGUUCCCAGGAGAAGAGGAGGCCAUUGAUGAGUUCAUGAGACUGAUGAAGCUAUCCUCACAGCGGACCCCACUUAUUGCCAUCUUGAAGAUCAUUCCAUACUGGCUGGUUAACUUCCUGGUUCGGACCGGACUGCUAACUCGUAUAUCUUCCGUCUUCUGUCUAGCAGCAACAAACCAUUCAGAAAUAAUGUCUCGCCUCACACAGAACAAGGACCUGCAGGCACUGUCUGCCUACCUGUUUUAUGGUGUCCCUCCGAAAGAGUCCAGCUUUCUCAUCAAUGCCCUCCUGCUUCACCACUACAAGCGUGGUGCGUACUACCCAAGGGGGGGCGCCAGUGAGUUUGCCUUUCACAUCAUCCCUGUCAUUCAGCAGGCAGGUGGUGCUGUGCUGGUCAGGGCUCCUGUGCAACGCAUCCUGCUCAACCAACAAGGGAAGACCUAUGGCGUGACAGUGCUUAAAGGGCAAGAAGAGAUCGAGGUCCGUGCCCCUGUUGUCAUUUCCAACGCUGGAAUCUUCAACACCUUUGAGAAGUUUCUACCUCAGCACAUACAGGACAAGCCAGAGAUCCAGUCCUUGCUGCGCAUGGUGCGUCAUGGUAUGGGUUCUUUCUUGGUCUUUGUUGGUCUGGAUGGAUCUAAAGAGGAGCUGGGCAUUGUUUCCACCAACUUCUGGAUGUAUAAAGACAAUGACUUGGACUCACUUAUGGAGCGAUACACUUCUCUGAGCAGAGAGCAGGUAUUGGGGAACAUUCCUAUGAUGUUCAUCACCUUCCCCUCUGCUAAAGAUCCUACAUCCAACAUCAGACACCCAGGUAAGUCCUGCAUGACGCUGCUAACCAUGGCUCGCUAUGAGUGGUUUGAGGAAUGGGAAGGGACAAAACUUGGCAAGAGGGGGCAGGACUACCUGGAUCUGAAAACCAGCAUGGCCCAGGAGCUGCUGGACUGGGCACUAACAGUCUUCCCUCAGUUGCGAGAUAAGGUGGUGAUGGUGGAUGCUGCCACUCCUCUAACUAAUGUCCACUAUUUGGGCGCUCCAAGAGGUGAGAUGUACGGCGCCGAACACAACCUGGAGCGCUUCACCCCAGAAACGAUUGCCAGGACAAGACCACAGACACCCAUCAGUGGACUCUACCUAACAGGUCAAGACGUAUUCUGUAACGGCAUGGCUGGGGCGCUGCAUGGUGGACUACUCUGUGCGUCUGCCGUCCUCAAUCAGAUCCUCUACAUUGACCUUCUAGCCCUGAAGACCCGACUCAAACACAAACAGACCAAUCAGAAUCACACCUGGUAGCAACCAACAGGGCUGUAGCGCAGUGUAAAUGCCAGUAAAUGUUGUUUGCCCGCCUCUCAAAUUCUAAGUGCAAAUUUAAGUGCAAACAGCAACCCACCACCCAUUCGUGACAUGUGGGAUUUAUAAUAAACAACACCUUGGCAUUAAAGCAAGAUGGCACAACACUCUCCUUCAAAAAAAGUUGACAUCUUCGGUUUGUUGUCUGAUUCAAAUAGUAAUCUGUCAAAAAGAACCACAAACAAGUAGAUGCUUAUGAGCAUAUCAUCAAUAUCUUUUUGUUUUUUAGUUUUAACCAUCCAGUUUUGCUUGAUUUAGCUUUUAGCAGGUGCUGCAUCACGUGCUGGUAGAUUUUUUUUUUAGAGAUGAUAGAAAAGUGAGGGAGAAACUCAGCAUGCAAGAUAAGAGACAGAGACACACUGAAAUGUGUAUAAGAAGUGAAAUGGACUGAAGAUAUAAAAAAAAGAGGAAAGAGGAAAAAGAGGGUGACCAAAAGGUGAUGAGAGGAAGCAGAAGAAUGGUAAGGUCUAGUUUAUAGUUGACAAAUCUUUUAAUACAGGAUGUAACAUCAUGUAAAAACAAUCAUGUUUAACUCCCUGGUUAAUUAGAGACAGCAUGUACUUACAUCUGUUUUUCCAUUUUCCACACUGUUUAUUGGUUAAAAAGACAAGCCUGCAUACUUUUCUUUAGUUUGAGAGGGAAAAUUGGCAUGUGUGUACUUAUGCUUAGCCCUCAAUCUAGUCAACCCUGUUGACAUUUAAAUAGGUGUGUCUGUUGUUUACAGAUUGUAAAAUAGUGAGAACAGGUCAUGUGUUUCCACUACAUCUGAAAUGUUUAAACUAGACCCGUGAAACAGUCAGAGGACAGGAUCAACACCUAGACUGAUGGUCCAACAUUUGAAUGAGUGAAUAUCAAUUAAAGCAAUGUGAU
Messenger RNA from Scatophagus argus, 2799 nucleotides. Its product is annotated as all-trans-retinol 13,14-reductase-like. Lineage: Eukaryota; Metazoa; Chordata; Actinopteri; Scatophagidae. Bases 1 to 1872 code for a protein of 623 amino acids. Gene Ontology annotation, molecular function: oxidoreductase activity. The record is from RefSeq and is a predicted model, not a curated record. The transcript is spliced from 12 exons.